AUGGCGGCCUCGUCGUCGUUCAAGCCGAACCCGCUGUCGCUGAGCGUGCCGGACCCCGCGCUCGACCGCUGGCUCCGGGACAGCGGCUACCUCGACCUCCUCGACUCCACCACCACCGGAGGGCCGUCGUCAGCCUCGGCCCCCUCCACCUCCACCUCCACCUCCUCCUCCGCCGCCAGCCCCGCCGCCGGCCCGGCCUCCUCCAGCGUCGCGGCCGACGUCCUCGCCUUCGCGCGCACCCUCGCCUCGCUCCUCGCGCUCAACCCCUUCGCGCGCCUCUCCACUGCCGACCUGGCCGCGCCCACCCCAUCCUGGUCGCUCGCCUUCGUCAGGCCCCCGGCGCCGCGUCCUACUCCUGGCCGCCCACACCCACCCUGGCCAGGCUCCGCGUCCAGGAGAACGUCCGCCGUUACCGGAUGCCGAUGGCGCUGCUGGGGAUGCUGGCCAGCCUCGCCGUCUGGGAGGGCGUGCGCUACUGCCGGGACCAUUGGGGCCUCACCACCAGGGCUCCAGGGGUUGCCCAAGCUCUGCUGCACUGUGCACAGAUUGGUGAGUAUGAUGUUCCUGCCUGCCCAACACUUAGAUUGA
Molecule: messenger RNA, 588 nt
Organism: Miscanthus lutarioriparius
Lineage: Eukaryota; Viridiplantae; Streptophyta; Magnoliopsida; Poales; Poaceae
Source: the annotation of a GenBank genome assembly